CACAGGAGCCGGCGAGGCGGAGACAAAGAUAUCUGGCAACAAGGAAAAGAAGGAGAACAUUUUCAAGGAAAUAACAAGAGAAGGAGUGACAUAGGGCCAGCCAUGAACCUGAGUUUGACCUUUGCCUUGUUUCUUCUCCUGAGUCUUGACUCUUGUACAACUAUGGGAGACAGAGCUCAGUGCAGACAGAGACAAGCUGAGGAAAGCCUGAGACCAUAUGUUGGCAGAGUAGAGCCAGAAGAGCUUUGUGAGCUGCUGAAAUGCCACAGUCCAGCGGGGUCUUGGUGCCAGGUAGUUCAGGACAAUGGAGUCCUCGUCCCCAAGUGUGUCUGUCCCCAGUCCUGUCCACGGCAGAGGGCACCAGUGUGCAGUGUUCUGGGAAAGACCUACCGAAACCAGUGUUUGCUGCAUAAAGAAGCCUGCAGAAAGAGACGCCGCACUGGACUGGCUCACGCGGGACCCUGUCUGGUCCCAAAGGCCAACUGCACUGAGGAGGAGUUAAGCCAGUUUCCAUAUCGCCUCCUGGACUGGUUUCUGCUCCUGAGUCGAAUGGGAAAGUCCUACACACCUGUGGCCCCGCCCCAGAACUGCCUCAGCCACGCCCAGAGGACACAACUAGCACAGGUCAUGUGACCGCAACAGGAACAGGAAGGUGACCCUGCUGGAGUGGACGACGUGUCUGGUGGACCGCUCCGAGGCCUGGUUCUACCGAUUCAUGUCAAUGAGAAUGGGCUCCCGCAAGCUGUGUCCUUCACUAAAAGAGAACUAUCUUUGACAUGAAAAGCAGCCAUGAACUCCUUCCCGCAUGUCUUUUGAACAGUAAAGAACUCUCUGAAGACAACAUUGCCACGGUCACCGUUUAAAAGCCACUGGAUGGUAGCUCUAGUCUACACACACGGCUCUCGCAGCUGUUUCACGCCGGUGUAACAUGGUGACUUAUAACACCAUCAAGUUUGAAUGUCGGCCGCUUGUCUGUGCAUUCAUGUGUGUAAAUAAAUGUCUGGACAAACUGA
This is a messenger RNA of Pseudoliparis swirei, 1013 nucleotides long. It is a transcript of the gene sparcl2, whose product is annotated as SPARC-like 2. Gene Ontology annotation, molecular function: collagen binding; calcium ion binding; protein binding. Bases 103 to 633 code for a protein of 176 amino acids. The record is from RefSeq and is a predicted model, not a curated record. NCBI's taxonomy places the organism in Eukaryota, Metazoa, Chordata, Actinopteri, Perciformes, Liparidae. Gene Ontology annotation, biological process: anatomical structure development. The transcript has 8 exons.